This is a messenger RNA of Fragaria vesca subsp. vesca, 711 nucleotides long. RefSeq lists its product as uncharacterized. Bases 39 to 677 code for a protein of 212 amino acids. The record is from RefSeq and is a predicted model, not a curated record. Gene Ontology annotation, molecular function: ATP binding; protein kinase activity. The transcript is spliced from 2 exons. NCBI's taxonomy places the organism in Eukaryota, Viridiplantae, Streptophyta, Magnoliopsida, Rosales, Rosaceae. Gene Ontology annotation, biological process: protein phosphorylation; regulation of DNA-templated transcription.
AUAUCAUUGAGGUGUCGAUUCAAGCUUGAAUUGUGUCAAUGGAUGAUUCUCCACCAGCAGAGGAGCUUCUAAACCGGCUUCAAGUACUGGAAGAGGACCUCAAGCAAGAACUGCCGACCGUGUUCAUGGACAACUCCUACUCCUAUGCCGAACGGGAAAGCCAUAGAGCUCUGGCCGUGUCGCGGUGCUCAAGAUUCUCUUCAAAAAGGAGGAUCAGCAGUGGCAGCCGGCUGCCCCCAACUCUGAACUUCAGUGAUCGGCAGUGUCUGAACAUAUUGCAGUCAAUUGGACAAGCUGUUUAUAUAUUUGAUCUUGACUGUCGUAUAAUUUACUGGAACAAAGCCGCUGGAAAUCUAUUUGGUUAUUCUGUUGCGGAGGUCCUUGGACAGAAUGCCCUCGAGCUCUUAGCAGAUCCCCAAGCCUUUGUUGUAGGACAAGAUCUCGUUCAACGUCUCACCAAUGGGGAGAGCUGGACAGGGCAGUUCCCAGUCAAGAACAAAAUGGGGGAAACAUUUUUAGCCAUUACAACGAAUACUCCAUUUUGUGAUGAUGAUGGCACUUUUAUUGGGGUUAUUUGCGUCUCAAGUGAUGUCCGCCUUUUUCAAGAUAAGAAGGUGUUGAGUGAGCUGCUCCAUUCAAGCAGCAAAUCUGGACUACUGCUCCAACAACUGACAUAAUCACUUGUGUAGUUAAUGCAGCCGUAUUGCAUGA